Talaromyces proteolyticus is the source of this 2584-nucleotide messenger RNA. Its product is annotated as putative cytosolic phospholipase A2. Bases 237 to 2246 code for a protein of 669 amino acids. The transcript is spliced from 2 exons. Gene Ontology annotation, biological process: glycerophospholipid catabolic process. Gene Ontology annotation, cellular component: cytosol. NCBI's taxonomy places the organism in Eukaryota, Fungi, Ascomycota, Eurotiomycetes, Eurotiales, Trichocomaceae. Gene Ontology annotation, molecular function: A2-type glycerophospholipase activity. The record is from RefSeq and is a predicted model, not a curated record.
GAUACUACUGGCUGGCUGCUGUCUAAGACACUAGCCAAUAGAAAACGGGAUCAUCAAGGCGUGCAACUGGACAGUAAUCAACUAGUGCGACCUGGUGUUGAUCGCCGCCUAACAAUAAUAUUAAUAAUAAUAACAAUCGCUCGUCUUCAACCAGUCGACGAUGUCGCUGGUUUCUACCAUGGCGGUAUGAUUCCCAUGCAUAAUUAACCCUGCCUUGUAGAUCCUACACUUUCCCCAUGACACUUAACUCCCAAAUAUAUAUGGAUGACGCUACUCCACACCGGUCAGAAACGUAUGACCAAUAUCAAUAUGAGCAGGAGUUGCUGAAGCACCAACGGCAUUUGCCAGAUUCUCACGAUUCCUCAAUAGAAGAUGAGAAAUACGGACAGAGGCCUGGGCUGAGAGGGAGAAUAAGAACUCUGUGGGACAAAAAGGUCAAGCCUGCCUUUCCAGAAGCCAUUGCAGAUAUCACUCUCAUCAAGGACGUGUUCACUACGGAAACACUUGUUCGCAAGGAUUCUCAUGAUGCGCAAAGAUAUCCUGAAAUUGAACGGGUUGCAGAGAUUCGACAUGGCCUGGAUCUUGGUGGUGAAGAAAAGGCAUUUUUGUCAAAAAGAAAAUUGCAUGUUCGAAAUAAUUUCGCCAAAUACUUAGGACUGGACUCGGAGAAGGUAAACCCAGACGACAUUCCAAUAGUAGGAUUUGGGGGAAGCGGUGGCGGAUACCGCGCCAUGAUCGGACUCGUCGGCUAUAUGCUAGAGAUGAAAAAGUCAGGAUUGUGGGACCUAGUCACCUACGUAUCUGGCGUGAGCGGUGCAUGUUGGUCCAUUGCAUCCUACUACACCUUUGCAGAGACAAACAUCGACCACAUGUUAAUUCACUUUAAACAACGAUUGUCACCCUACCAUCCGUUAUCUGAUGAAGCCAUCCGCAUGACGCUGACUGCGACGAACGGCCCCUACAAUACAUUAGGACCGUUGAUAUUGAAACAUAUCAGUAAACUGCAUAUCGUUCUUAUGGACCUAUAUUCCGUUUUCACAACAGGGUAUCUAUUUCUCCAUCAAAGUCAAGAAGAACACCCCCUUAUUCGUAAGAAGAUCAACAAUAAGCGAGGAUGGUGGAAGUGGACUGACGCCCAUAAAUGGCUUGAGGAUGGCCACGAACCGCUGCCAAUUAUGACUGCAAUUCGUCAUGAACGGCCAUGGAAAGAUUGGAUUGAUAAGGAGCAUCCAUUUAAAAAUGAUGAUCCCCAGACAGAACAUGAAUCAGACAUAGUCGACGCUUGGUUUCAAUGGUUCGAGAUGACGCCCUACGAGAUUGGUUGUGACGAGCUUGAAUCAUGGGUCCCAACAUGGGGCUUCGGCCGACCUUUCGAGAAUGGAAGGUCCACGUUACAGCUUCCCGAACAGUCACUGGCCCUGCUGCUCGGAUUGUGUACGAGUGCACUCGCUGGUCCACUUGAUGCGUAUCUUGCAACCAUAAAGCGCAACCUGCCGACUGGUUCGUUUGGAAAUAUACUUCAUGACAUGGCUCUGAAAAUCACCAACAUGUGGGGAAAGCAGAAAACUAAAGUCUUUCAACAGCACCAUCCACUCCAUGCUUGCAAUGAGCACAAUUUCAUGUUUCAUAAAACCCCUGUUCCAAAAGGACAAGCAAGGUCACCGGGUAUUGAGAACUCGCCUCGAAUCCAUCUUCUGGACUCUGGCCUUGACAACAACUGUCCUACAUAUGUUCUUCUUCGACCGGAACGGGAAGUUGACGUUAUUAUCCUCAUGGACGCGUCCAGUGAUGUUCAUAAGGAUGUUUUUCAAGAACGUGUGGACCAAAUUGGUAGCCGAAGAGGUAUGAAAUAUACUCGGCGGCAUAAUAAUCCUGAGCAUGGAUCAGACGCCAACUCUUUCUCGGACAAAUAUGCACAGGUUUAUGAUGGUGCUGUUUGCAACCGACCCACAGAAGUUGUGGAUUCAUACGGACAUACGGUCACCAACCCCCCAGCCCCUACCUGUAAUAAAGAUAACACUAUUAUAUAUAUGCCACUUCUCCAGAAUGAAGAUGCUGUGCCAGGCUAUGAUCCAUCCAGGGCUAAAUGGUCAGGCAGUUACAAUCUGGUCUGGGCCCCAGAGCAGAUCGACAUGUUGGUGAAAGUCUCCGCUGCAAACUUUGAGGCGGGCCAGGAAUGCAUCAAAAAUGUUCUUCUUGAAACCUAUUUGAAAAGGAAAGCUAGGCGUGAAAGUCUUUUGUCUUAGUGUAUGUGGCACCCAACUUGAUAUCGAUUACUCUCAGGUCUAACAAGGAUGUCCUAGGCGUAAUCGGGGCCUAUCUUGGUGUACAUAACUACCUCUGAGAACUUCGAGCUUGGAACGACGUCGAACUUAUCGGUUAAAGUGCUGAUGGAUAUUUGACUUAGCAAGGAGCGGAAGGCGAAUUUGGGGCUUUUCCCAUCAUUUAUUUCCUCUAUUUCUUGUCUUGUCUUGCUUUGGAUUCAUGGGAAGCAUAUUCAAUGCUUCCUUGACAUAAAGAUCACUCUAUACGUAGUAAAUAUUUUUUGUGAUCUAUUAGAUAAGUUUUACAUUGUUCGUUUCAA